AUGGUGGUGGCGGCCCUCGGCGCGGCCCUGGCGGAGGCUGGGCCCGGCGUGCUGUGCGAGCUGGCGCGCGGGGCGGAGGUGGAGGCGGCGCGAGGGGCUCUCGGGCCGGGCGCGCGUGUCGCGCCGCGACUGCCGCUCUCCGACCGGUCCAGCCUGCCCGGGCUGACCGCCGCCGUUGCCCUGCCCCGGCCCGGCAGGCUUGGAGGCGGGGUCGCAGGCCUGGGCCGGUGGACGCACGAGCGGCUCCUGCUCUGGCCUGUCCACCGGGACCGGCGUCACGAGUGCUGGGUGGCGGAGACGCCCGACGGUGACCGCUAUGUGGAGCGAAAGGCGCACGGGCGCUGGCACGCCUCACUGCUGCACGGGUGGCCAAAGGGCUUCCGCGGCGACGUCGUCAUGGUUCCGAAGGGACGCUUUCGCGCGAGGUGCUCCGCCAGAUGGUGUUGGAGGGCCGUGGGCUUGCACGCGAGGGGCGCCGUAGGCGCCGCCUACCCGCGGGGCUGGGUGCCCACCUUGGGGAGGAGCCGAGCGCGAUGGUGGAUUGGCACGGGGACGAGCGCGGCCUGGACACUGGGGUGCUCGAGGGCGCGCGGCGGCGGCUCAGAGGCAAACGAGGAGGCGACGCGCCUCGCCUUGGGCCCGCCCCCGCUGGAGGACGCCGAGACGAUGCUGCUGGUGGCAGGGCUGCACGCGGGAGGCGGUCUGCAGCUCGGCGAUGAGGUGGCACCGACCUCUGGCGACGUCGCGGCUGGGUCGAAGGUGAUCGGCAGCCGCCUUGAUGGGCGGCCCGUGCUGUGCGAGCGGGUCUCCUUCGGCGACGUGUCCGCCUGGCGCGCCGAGGCGUUGGCCAACGCUGGCCGGGCCACCGCCAUAGGAGGCGCUGACACUCCUCGGCAGGGCGGCGAGGCCGCCGGUCGCGAGGACGCCCGAACGCUGUCGGCGGAGUGGAACAUGCAAGGGGCGAGAUUCAAGGUGUGGCGGCGAGCUGUAGGAGAGAGCUGUGAGGGGGCCCUGGGCGGCUGCGAGCUUCGCUGGGCUGGCACAGCGCUUCACCUGUGCCAACGUCUCACGCAGCACGGCGGAGAUCCGGAGACGUGGAUGUCAAACUUCUGCCAGGAGUACGGCAUCAGCCAGCGAGAUCGCACGUGGCACGAGCUGAACCGCUUGAUCUCUAUCUUCUGGCUGGCGGGGACCUUCGACGCGGUGAAACUCGGUGGGCCGGCGUGCCUGGAGGUGGCGGCUCGGCGCGCGGCGCAGAUCACCGAGGCAGACCGCCUGGCGGCGCUCGGGCGCGGCCGCGCGCUGGCAGCGGGCGGGCGCGUCGCUGGGGGCAGCGACGACGUGGCCGGCGCGCUGGAGGCCGGGGGCCCCCCGCGCGGGCGCGCAGGGCGGCGGCGGCAGAGGCAGCGGCGGCGGUCGUGGGCGUGGGCGAGGCAGGGCGAGGCCCAGCGACGCAGCCGCUGCCGCCGUGCCCAAAUAAUGGACACGGGGCUGGGGGCGAGGCCGCCCCCGGGCCUGGGCGCAGAGGCCAUGCGCGGCGGGCAGGUCCACCCAUUGCCUGGGCUGCGCGAGCUGGACGCUGACUUGGCAGCCCCGCUCGGUCGCCGUGACCGCGCACGCGUGCGCCAGUUGGCCAACGAGGGUCUGGCUAGCCUGAAUUGGUCGCACGGUGGGGUCUUUUUCGUCAAGAAGAAGGGCGAUCGCCAGCGGCCGAUCCCAGACUGCCGCCCGGCGAAUCGCACGUUCAGAAGCCCGCCCGGGGUGGGCCUUGUCAGCGGCGAUCGUCUCGGCCGCGUCGAGAGGUUGACGGCGGGCGGCGCCGACCUAGGCGAGGAGCUGGACGACGCCCUGGGCGAACUGGGCACCUGGCUCGGCGCGAGCGACGUGAAGGAUUGCUUCCACUGGCUCCUGCUCGACGACAGGCCGGGGCUGCAGGAGUUUUUCGGCCGCCCCCCGCCGCGGGCUUGCGAGCUGGGCCCGCCGCAGCUGGGCGGCGCGGCGCUUGGCAAGGACACGCUGAUAUACCCCCUGGCGGAGAGCCAGGUUCGCGCGGCCCUGACGGCGGCCACAGAGUCCUUCGGCUCCGUCGGCCUCGAGGUGCACGAGACCUCCUCGAGCAGCGCAGGCGGCGAGGCCCUGGGCGUGCAGCUGGGCGGGCGCACAGGCUGCACUAGGCCUACCCCCGCCAGGUUCUGGCGAGUGCGAGGCGCGGUGCAGGCGCUGCUGCGACGCCGCAGGGUGAGCGGCCUGGAGCUGGAGAUCGUCGUGGGCCACCGCGCUUUCCUGGGCCUGGUGCGCCGCGAGAGCCUGAGCUGCUUCCACUGCAUCUACCGAUCCAUUCAGCGCCAUUGCUUCGAGCGAGUUGCGCUGUGGGACAGCGUGGUGCAGGAGCUGCGGGCUUUCUCUGCGCUGAUGAUAUACCUGCGCGCGGACUGGGGCGCCGGCUGGCUGCCUGGGGUCUACUUGUCGGAUGCGACACUCGACGGCUUCGGGCCGGCCUACUCGCUGCGGGGGCCGGGGAGUGUCGGGCGCGCAGUCGAGGCUGCCGGCCUGGAGCUGCUGGCGGACGGCGGCGUCGGCGCCCGAGAGGCGACGCCCGCGAUCCCUGACGCGGGGGUGGCGCGCUGGAGCCAGGACCCCGAUUUCGAGGAGGUGCCGGCGGAGCUGCUGCACGCGGGGCGCUGGCGGACGGUCUUGGCGGUUCGGUGGGCCAUUGAGGAGGGGGCCCCCCGUCUCGAAGGUCGCGCGGUGCUCAAGGCCGCGGGGCGCGUGGCUAGUUCUGGCGCUGGCCACGAUGGCCGAGCCCUUCUGCUGGGGGAUAACACGUCGGUGAUCUUCGCUUUCUCACGGUCGCGAGCCAGGGACUUCAAGCUGCUGGCGAUGAUUCUGCAUGCGGCUGCCUGUUCCUUCUGGCGCGGACUCAGGUUCAGUUACAGGUGGAUCCCGUCGGAGUUCAGUAGCAGCGACGAGGGGGGCAGAUUGUUUGCGAGAGAGUACGAGGCCGAGAAAUGCGCGACCCACCUGCUGCCUCAGGUGGAAAAGAGACGCGACAGAGAUGAGAAGGCCCUUGGCUGCCUGGACCCGAGCGCCUGGUCGGAUGCCCCUGCGGCCGCUUCUCGCGCGGAGCCCUCCCGGGCCCUCCCGCCGCGAGGGGCCCGGCGGCGCCGCGCGCCGCUGCGGGGCCGGCCGACGCGGGCGCGGGUGCCGACGCAUGCCCUGCCGGCGCCGAGGGGGGCGGCGGGCGCCAGCGGACCCCGCGCGUCGGGCAGGUGCCCGCGACGGGCGCGCACGCCGAGCAGGGCAGCCCCCAGCGAGCUGGACCGCCGCGCGGCUGCGGGCGGAGCGCCCCCGCCAGCGGGCCUGGGGCGGGCCACCUCGACGCCGCGGGGUCGCGCCACCGCCGCCUCCUCGAAGGAUGCCAGGGCCGCGGACGCGACCGCCGCUGCCGUCAGGGGCGACAGCGAGAGCAGCGUCGAGGAGGAGCUGCCAGGGCAGGAUGCCGAGGUCGAAGAUUGCAUCGGGAAGUGGAUGAGGGCAGAGUUCAGCGUCGGCCGACGCGCCUGGCUCGAGCGAGGCAUGCUGGCCGCCGUGACGUGCCGCCUGGCACGGGGCCUAGAGGACGAGAAGGCGGUGCCAUGGGGCCCCAGUCCAUUCUAUCAGAUGUUCGCGCAGGCGACGGCGGCUCUGGGAUACUAG
Messenger RNA from Prorocentrum cordatum, 3696 nucleotides. The record is from the annotation of a GenBank genome assembly. NCBI's taxonomy places the organism in Eukaryota, Dinophyceae, Prorocentrales, Prorocentraceae.